Molecule: messenger RNA, 2723 nt
Organism: Austrofundulus limnaeus
Lineage: Eukaryota; Metazoa; Chordata; Actinopteri; Cyprinodontiformes; Rivulidae
Gene: iffo1a
Product: intermediate filament family orphan 1a
Exons: 10
Coding region: 467-2341 (624 amino acids)
Source: RefSeq, a predicted model, not a curated record
GUCUAGAACUCAGUGGGGGGGUGCAGCGAAGAAAAAUAGUCUACCAGCAUCCUGUAAACUGCCUGAAAAAGUUUCCCUUAGAGGACAAUAAAGUAUAUCUUAUUAGAUCAUAUAAGCUUAGAGAAAAAGUCAAUGUAUACAGUUGUGUUUACCCUCUACUUUGUGAAUUACGGUAAUGUCUGCCUACUCUCAGCGACAUUACGGUAAAGUUCCGCCGCAGUCAUUCACUUGUGUUUAUUUCUGGUCUCUGCAGCAGCGCAGCUUCGCUCUGGUUUUUACCUCUUUGAUCUGGAAGCAAAAUCCGCGUUUCCUCCUCAGACUAACAGAGACCCAUCAGAUCUGGGUUUAGUCCGCGGUUCUCCUUCCURAAGAGGAUCUGGUUAAAACUGAGGAAAACRGACCCUGCAGGUCCUGGUUCCUGUUUGGAUUUACAGACUUAGUGUUGAAUCCAUAAAAGUCUGGGUUCAUGCCGGAUUUCGAGCAUUUCAGAUUUUCCUACUCUAGAAUGAAUCCUGUCCUGGGGGAGAGCAGCUUCUUGGCUCCGCAGCAGCACCACCAGAUGACGGGACAAACCGACUCCGCCAUCCCGGAUCCAGGGUACUUCCUGUGGGAUAACGGCGGCCCCGGGCCCGAUGGGUUUUCCGGGCUGGACCUGGGCGCUCUGCCUCCGUCCUCGGGCCURGCCUACCUGCACCUGAGCAGCCCCCUGCACUGGGGGCCCCCGGCGGCCACGGCGCUGCGYAACGACCUGGGCUCCAACAUCAGCGUGCUGAAGACCCUGAACCUGCGCUUCCGCUGCUUCCUGGCCAAAGUGCACGAGCUGGAGCGCAGGAACAAGGUGCUGGAGAAGCAGCUGCAGCAGGCUGUGGACAACAACAGCGGGGAGGGGGGCCAUCAGAAGCCCCUGACCAAAAACACAGGGGUCCAGACUGGAUUUGUUGGACCGAUUCCAACCAGACCCAACUUCAUCCCGCUCCACAACUCCAACAACCCGGCCUACCUGCCCGGAGGCCUCCUCUCCCCCACCCUGAACCCMCCUCCACUCCUCCUGGGAAACAACCUGAACACGGACUCCAACUCCAACCUGACCGCCGGGUUCGGUUCCUCCAGCAGCCCAGGUCUGAGUCCCAGCGACCCGACCAGAACCAACAUCAACGAGAAGCAGGCUUCUUUCACAGCUCUGCCCCCGCCGCMGCGCUUCAUCCCCGGAACCAUCUGGUCCUUCAACCACAACCGCCGCUUCGGCACCGGCCCGUGCGCCACGGGGCCCGGGGUCUCCUGGACGCACCCGGACGGUGUGGGGGUCCAGAUCGACACCAUCACCCCUGAGAUCAGGGCCUUGUACAACGUGCUGGCCAAGGUCAAGAGAGAGAGGGACGAGUACAAGAGGAGGUGGGAGGAAGAGUACGCAGCCAGGAUGGACCUGCAGGAGAAACUGGUUGAACUGGAAGAGGACCUGCAGGAGAGUGAGGUGUGCCAAGAUGAGCUGGCUCUCAGAGUGAAGCAGCUCAAAGCAGAACUGGUUCUUUUCAAAGGACUCGUCAGCAAUGACCUGUCAGAUCUGGACAGUAAGAUCCAGGAAAAGGCCAUGAAGGUGGACAUGGACAUCUGCCGGCGCAUCGACAUCACCGCCCGCCUGUGUGACGUCGCCCAGCAGAGGAACUGCGAUGAUGUCAUCCCCAUCUUCCAGGUGCCCACGCCCCCCUCCACGCUGAGCCGAUGCAGCAGGAAGCUGAGGGACGGAGACGAGCUGAGCGUGUCGGAGAGCGAGGGAGGCAGAGACGAGGAGUCGUGCAGCACGUCGGCCAAUCAGAUCAACGAGCAGAUGCAGAGGAUGCUGAAUCACCUGAGGGAGUGUGAGUUCGAGGAUGACUGUGACAGUUUGGCCUGGGAGGAAACUGAAGAAACUCUUCUGCUGUGGGAAGAUUUUCCUGGAUGUUCACUGGGAGUCGAAUCACAAGGMGAGGAAGAAUCCAUUGAGAAAGUGAUCAAAGACACAGAGUCUCUGUUUAAAUCCAGAGAGAAGGAAUACCAGGACACCAUCGACCAGAUCGAGCUGGAACUGGCCACGGCCAAGAGCGACAUGAACCGCCACCUGCACGAGUACAUGGAGAUGUGCUCCAUGAAACGAGGCCUGGAUGUGCAGAUGGAGACCUGCAGGAGGCUCAUCACGCAGAGCGGGGACAGGAGGUCCACGUCCCUCAUCUCGCUGACAGCAGACGACUCUGAGAACGAGGAGGAGAGGAAGAAACCGGCUCUUCCUGCCAACUCUGACAUCAGCAGCGGUUCCUGCUGCAACCUGAACGCUGCCGUGKCUCCGAAGAGCUGGAGAAAACCCUGACACACACAUUCUGCUGGGUCUCCCUCUGACCCUGCAGACCGACAGAAAAAACCUGCGUCGGUGAUAUCCGGUGACUUAGAGUAGACGUGUUUUUAAAAGAACAGAUUUCUCUUUUCUUUUGUUGAUCCAAAACAUGUCAACUCAUCAAAACGCAGCUAAAGAGAACUUUGACUUUGUUUUCUGAAAUUAAAUUAGAUUCGUUCAGUUUCAUAUUUUCUGAGAGAGAAUUUGAAGAGCUUUGGUAAAAGAUAAAACCGUCUUUCACUGGAUGCAUCUCUGCUGCCCCUUGUGGUUUCUUGCUGUAAAUGGAACGAUGCACUUUAAAAUAUAUUUUUCAUUUUGAACUCCUGGCUGAAAUAAGAAACACAUUUAUUUUCACAAG